AUGUCUGAUCCGAAGGAAUACACCGUUGGCUGGAUUUGCGCCAUCCCUCCCGAAUACGUCGCCGCAAGAGCUUUUCUCGACGAGAAACACCCAGGCCCGACAUCCAUCGCCCCACAAGAUAAUAACCAUUAUACCCUUGGCCGCAUCGCGGAUCACAAUGUUGUCAUAGCUACGCUUCCCACAGGCGAGUACGGCCUCGUCUCGGCCGCGGGGGUCGCUCGAGAUAUGCUGUGGAGCUUCCCGAACGUGAAGGUCGGCUUGAUGGUGGGCAUAGGCGGUGGUGCGCCAAGCCGGAAGCAUGAUAUCCGCCUUGGUGAUAUUGUCGUCAGCGUUCCUGGCGACGGCGAAGGUGGCGUCUUCCAAUACGACUAUGGGAGGGCCAUACAGGGCCACGGCUUCGAACAGACUGGAUCCUUGAAUCAGCCACCACUUUUCCUACGUACAUCCAUCAGCGGACUUCGGGCCCGGUAUGAGGAAGAAGGUCAUAAAAUCGGAGAUAUGAUAAGCAGUGUUUUUGAGAAAAACGGACGGUUACGGACGAAGUAUCAAAGGCCUGACCGGGCCAGCGAUAGGCUCUAUUUGAGCACCGUCGUUCACCCUCAAGACGCCAAAGACGCCAAAGAAAGAGGCUGCGCACAAGCUUGUGGCGACGAUCCGUCAAUGUUCGUGCCGCGGCCCGAACGCAGUGAAGAAGAGGAUGAUCCUGCUAUACACUACGGCCUCGUAGCCUCCGGAAAUUGGCUGAUGAAAGACGCGACCAUCCGGGAUAAACUCAUAGCAACAAAGGACGUUUUAUGUUUCGAGAUGGAGGCUGCUGGCCUGAUGAACCACUUUCCUUGUCUUGUCAUUCGUGGUAUCUGCGACUACUCGGACUCGCAUAAGAAUAAGGAUUGGCAGGGUUAUGCAGCCAUGGUGGCAGCCGCAUACGCGAAAGAUCUUUUGCGUGAAAUUCGCCCGAGUAAAGUUGAGGCCGAGAAAAGGAUCACUGACGCGCUCCCCGUUCCAUUUGAGAGGAACCGAAACUUCGUCGGUAGGGCCUCUAUCCUAGAACGGAUAUUGAAGCGCGUGGACCCUCGUGCAAGCACAGAAUACUGUCAACGCACAGCCAUCGUUGGCCUCGGAGGCGUUGGAAAGACGCAGGUUGCCAUCGAAGCGGCCUAUCGAAUUCGUGACAUCCGCCCUGACUGCUCUGUCUUCUGGGUCCCGGCCGUGGAUGCUACCAGCUUCGAAAACGCCUACCGCGAGAUCGGCCAGAGGCUCAACGUUAAAGGAAUCGACAAAGAUGACGCCGAUACCAAGAAACUGGUUAAUGUUGCGCUAAGCGAUGAAGGUUCUGGGAAAUGGCUUCUGGUCGUCGACAAUGCGGAUGAUACAACAUUGCUACUUGAUAAGACCUCUUCAUACCUGGCUCGGUAUCUCCCAUCUAGCAAGAACGGCUCUAUAUUGUUCACGACAAGAAAUCACGAAGUUGCGGUGGACCUAGCCGAUUCUCCGAAGGACGAUAUUUUUCAGCUUGGCGAGAUGAGCGACGCUGAAGCUCAUCAACUGCUGGCGACAGGUCUAGAUGAUGCCCAGAUACAUGAUACGGAAAAGACGACACAGCUGCUAGCUUUUCUUGAAAAUUUGCCGCUUGCUAUUCGGCAGGCAUCCGCAUGCAUGGCCAAAAAACAAAUAUCAACAGCCAAAUACCUCCACUUCUGCCAGUCGAGCGAUGACGACACGAUCGAGCUCCUAAGCCGAGACUUCGAGGAUCGGGGUCGAUAUCGAAAUGCCAAGAACCCAAUCGCUACCACGUGGCUUAUUUCCUUUGAAAAUAUUGGGAAAGCUGAUCCGCGAGCUGCAGACAUCCUCAAGUUUAUUUGUUUUGUAUCUCCAAAGGACAUUCCACGCUCUCUUCUCCCAUCAGCAAAGAGUCUCAUGACGGAGGAAGCGAUUGGGACUCUUAAAGCGUAUGCUUUCCUCGCAGAGCGCGACUGCGGCAGCUCGUAUGAUAUCCACCGGCUUGUUCAGAUAGCAGCACGUAACUGGCUCAAGUUGAAAGACGAAUGGCAAAUAUGGGGUCAGAAGGCAUUGCUGCGGGUGAAUGAAGAGUUCCCCGAUCCACAACAUGAGAAUAGAGAGGUAUGGAAGCAGUACCUUCCACAUGCAGAGUGCAUAUUAUGUUUCUGCACAAGCCUAGUGGAGGGCAAGAAGUCUGAACUAGAGCUUUUACCAAAAGUGGGCUUCGGUUUUCUUCUUCUUGGCAACUAUAAAGAGCCCGAAGCGGGAUACCGUAAGGCACUUGAGAUGCAGGAGAAGUUGCUAAACAGUGUCCAUUCCUAUACACCUGAAAAUAUGGAUAGGGCUGUGGGCUCCUCGAGGCUUUUGGACAACUUUGGGGUUAUACUUACAGGUCGGGGCGAGGACGGAAGGGCUGAGGCAACACACCGUAAGGUAUUUGCCCUAUUUAAGGAGUUACUAGGUUAUGACCAUCCUAGGACACUUACGAGUAUGGUCAACAUUGGGGGUGCACUCCUACUCCAGGGCAAGUAUGAAGAGGGCGAGGCGAUGUUUCGCCAGGCACUUGAAUUACAAGAGAAGGUGUUGGGCUGUCAUCACCCUGAUACACUUUUAACUAUGAGCAACCUUGGGGCUGCGCUUAAUGGCCAGGGCAAGUAUGAAGAAGCCGAGGCGAUGGUUCGCCAGACACUUGAAUUACAAGAGAAGGUGUUGGGUUGUGACCAUCCUGAUACACUUGCGAGUGUGAUUAACCUUGUGUGUGCACUCAAGCCCCGGGACAAGCAUGAAGAGGCUGAGGCAAUACACCGUAAGGCAGUUACCCUAUGUGAGAUGGUGUUGGGCUAUGAUCAUCCUGAGACACUCAAGCAUAUAGAUAACCUUGGGGCUAUACUCCAUGGCCAGGGCAAGUCUGAAGAGGCCGAGGUAAUGUUUCGAAACCUACUCAAGUUACGAGAGAAGGUGCUAGGCUAUGACCAUCCUGAUACACUUAGGAGUAUGAACAACCUUGGGGUUAUACUCCGGAGCCAGGGCAGGUAUGAGGAGGCUAAGGCGAUAUAUCGUAAGGAAUAG
Molecule: messenger RNA, 3069 nt
Organism: Scedosporium apiospermum
Lineage: Eukaryota; Fungi; Ascomycota; Sordariomycetes; Microascales; Microascaceae
Exons: 2
Coding region: 1-3069 (1022 amino acids)
Biological process (GO): nucleoside metabolic process
Cellular component (GO): kinesin complex
Molecular function (GO): ADP binding; catalytic activity; protein binding
Source: RefSeq, a predicted model, not a curated record